This is a messenger RNA of Aspergillus niger, 1368 nucleotides long. RefSeq lists its product as uncharacterized. Gene Ontology annotation, molecular function: FAD binding. The record is from RefSeq and is a predicted model, not a curated record. The transcript has 2 exons. The coding region runs from base 1 to 1368 and encodes 455 amino acids. Lineage: Eukaryota; Fungi; Ascomycota; Eurotiomycetes; Eurotiales; Aspergillaceae.
AUGAGCAGCACAAAUACUCCAUUUAAAGCCAUUAUAGUAGGUGGAGGGCCUGUCGGCCUUGCAGCCGCGCAUUCCCUCCACCUGGCCGGUAUCGACUUUCUCAUUCUGGAGCGCCGGCCCGCCAUCAUCGAAGACAAAGGGGCAAGCCUUAUCGUCCACCCUCAUACCUUGCGAGUCUUCGAUCAGUUUGGUAUCUUAGAUGACGUGCUCCCGCAUGGCACGGAAUUGAACCAUCAUCUGUCCUUCACUGCCGACGGACACGUCUUCGCCGAGAGCAAUCGGUACAACCUUGUCCGUGAAAAUCACGGCCACGGCCCCGUCGCCUUCCACCGCGCCGAGCUGAUCAAAACCAUGUACAACGGCCUCCCAGAUCAAGCCAAGCAAAAGAUCCUCACAAACAAAAGUCUAGCCGACAUCACAACAACUUCAGACUCUGUCACCGCCACCUGUGCUGACGGAAGCACCUACCAUGGCUCCAUACUUAUUGGUGCGGACGGUGUCAACAGCAAAUCCCGGCACCUCAUUCGCUCCCUUGCGCUACAAGAAGACCCCACGCGCUCCUGGGACGCCGAGAACCCCUACACGGCCACAUACCAACUGUUGUUCGGGUCCUUCCCGUCCCCUGCGCCAGCUGAGGCAGGGCAGGGGUACGAUAUCCAGUCGAAGAAUAAGGCGAUAAUGUAUUUCAAUGGUCCGGAGCGCGGUUGGUUCUUCCUGUACAAGCGACUGCCCGCGCCGAUGAGUUCGCGGACCAUCUAUACACAGCAGGACGUGGAGGAUGUAGCGAGCGAGUUUGCAGAGUUUCCACUCACGCGGACGGUGAAAGUUAAGGAUGUGUGGCCGCGGAUGCUGGGUGCUGGACUAACGAAUCUGGAUGAAGGGAUCGUGAAACACUGGAGUUUCAGACGAGUUGUGCUGGUUGGUGACGCGUGUCACAAGAUGACGACACAUCUGGGACUGGGGUUUAAUAAUGGUAUCCAAGAUGUGGUUGUGCUGUCAAAUCGUCUGCGAAAGGUUGUGAGGGCAGCGGCGGCGUCUGGCAGUGGAGGUCCCAGUGCACAGGAGCUCAAGGGCCUCUUUGAGGAAUACCAGAAUAUGCGUAUGAGCUCUGUGUGCUCGCUUGAAGGGGAUGUGGUGAAGUCUGGACUGGAAACAAGGAUGCACGCAUGGCACAAUGUUUGGUAUUAUCUGCUGUCUCGGUGGCUGAGUGUAUUGAAGGUACUGGAGGCUUUAUUCAUAACGUAUGUGAUGGCGCCGGAGUUUCGCAAAGCGCAGGUGCUGGAUUAUGUGCCCAGAGAGGAGCGGAUGAAAGGGAAGAUUAGUUGGAUUUAUCCUAUGAAGUCUACUGCGGCAAAGGAGGAUUACUAG